Molecule: messenger RNA, 490 nt
Organism: Lolium perenne
Lineage: Eukaryota; Viridiplantae; Streptophyta; Magnoliopsida; Poales; Poaceae
Source: RefSeq, a predicted model, not a curated record
GAGGAAGGAGCCUAAGACCCAUGAGGCGAAGACCCUUAUUAUUCCUGCUGGCCCUGACAAUUGGACAUUUCCUCCGGGGGUCAAGGGGCGCCUGCCUAGCAGCAUGAUUGGAGCUUUGCUUAGGAAGUUCUGGCCGGGCAAGUACUAUCCCCUCGGGACUGUCCCAGCUGGCGAGAAGAAGCUAGCCACUACUUGGACGGACUAUGAGAGUGCCCCUGGCGUAGGCUUCCCGACGGCUGCUGAGGCCGUGAUGAGAAAGUUUUGGUGUUUUUAUCGUGUGGCGCCCGAGGUUGAGGAGACGGCCGCGAACAUGACUUUGCGGGCGACUUGUGAGAGGUUGACACCGCAGGUGUGGUACAACCAAAGGAUCACGUCCGCGGGUCACUUCUGGGCACAGAGAGGCGAGAGGGUCCAGAAGCCGGACAUUGUCGGUAAGAAUGCUAAGGCCGAGUACGAGAUGACGGUGGAGGACUACAUAGGGCCGAGUUAG